AUGCAGAUGCAACCUGGUGGUCCCAAAAUCUACUUCCUCGUCGGGCGAAAGGAUUCAUCCGUGCCUAGCGCCGAGGGCGUGCUGCCCACACAAGACUCGGACGCAGCCACCCAGAUCUCCGCCUUCAAGAACAAAGGAUUCUCUGCUACGGAUCUUAGCUUACAGGAGCUGUCUCUCGACUCGACCCCGGAGGAGCUGGAUAGCACCCUUUUCUACCCGGAAACGCUAGAGGAGACGACACCGACCUCCUAG
Messenger RNA from Colletotrichum navitas, 252 nucleotides. RefSeq lists its product as uncharacterized. NCBI's taxonomy places the organism in Eukaryota, Fungi, Ascomycota, Sordariomycetes, Glomerellales, Glomerellaceae. The record is from RefSeq and is a predicted model, not a curated record. The coding region runs from base 1 to 252 and encodes 83 amino acids. Gene Ontology annotation, molecular function: heme binding; peroxidase activity. The transcript has 2 exons. Gene Ontology annotation, biological process: response to oxidative stress.